Molecule: messenger RNA, 717 nt
Organism: Ceraceosorus guamensis
Lineage: Eukaryota; Fungi; Basidiomycota; Exobasidiomycetes; Ceraceosorales; Ceraceosoraceae
Exons: 5
Coding region: 1-717 (238 amino acids)
Source: RefSeq, a predicted model, not a curated record
AUGACUUCGCUUGCUGAAGCAGCUGCAGCUGCAGCAACCGCAGGACUGGCGAACGGCAUAGCCGUCAGCUCCAACUCCUCCGCGCCCCUCGUCCCUCCCAAGGAUGCCUCGCGCUACCCCUCAACCCGCUCUUCGUCCGGUCAUACAGAUCUGAUUCCCUUGCCCGAUAUCUGGUACUACUUUUUCGGCAUAUUUGAGCCUCUCACCGUCCUAUCCGGUGCGGUGUACGCCAUCAUCUACCAGAACAACUAUCACGACGAGUUGGUACCGAAUGCUUUUCACAAGGCAUCGCACGGUAUCAGUCAUCUCGUAGCCAGCUCCCAUCUCCCCGCCGCGACCAGCCUUGCCCUGGGCCAGUUGGGAAGUUGCUACAUUCUUAUCAUGCUCAACUCGGCUCUCAUGAUCCACGCCUUCAAGGCACACUUCUCCCACGAACCCAAAGCCUUGGAGCAAGUCCUCAGGCGCUUCUUCAUCGUCCUGGGUGUCGCAGACUGGACUCAUAUCGGCUUGACCAUCUAUGGUCUACCAAGUCCAGAAGCGGGAUGGGAGGGAACUGCUGCCAAGCUUGGGCUCCUAUUGAAACCCAGCAGCUACAACAGUCUACUUGCGGGGAACAUCAUUGUCACUGCCAUUCUCUUCACAGCGCGCUGCAUGUGGUGGUUCGGCAUCGGCAGACAAGCCACAUCGAGCAGCGCCAAAGAUUCAAAGUCGCUGUGA